AUGGUUCAGUUCGCAAAGAAGUUGAAGGCGAAUCAAGUUGAGGAAUGGCAAGGGUAUGGUUGCUGAACUAAAUUAUCUAAUUAAAUCUUCUCUUUAUAACGAUUUUCUCUUUUAGAAUGCAGCAUCUCUGUUAGCAGAGAUAACUGAUAAUAUAUUGUAGGAGAGGAUAGCGUAUUGUAAUAAUGAGUAGCUUUAUCUUCCCCUUAUCUAUUAUAGCUCAGGUGGGCCAUUUUUAUGGGUUUUGAAAGUCAACUUCUUUAUUAGGAAAUGGUGAUUCGUUUUCUCAAUAUCCUUUAUGAAAGGUCUAAUAUGUGUUGCGUCAAUCAGUUACACAGAUGUGUGGUUUGUUAACAUCUGAGCAGUACUAAAAUUUAUCAUUUUUCGAUUGGUUUUGCGUGCUGUUCUGCCACCGAUGUCUUGUUUUUCUUUUUUGAAAUAUAUUUUGCUUUAUACUUUCUCAAAGGCAAUUUGGUAUAUUUAUCAGGAGUCACCAACUCAGGUUGAAUAAAGUCUUGGAAAUUUGAAAAGCUGGAUCAAACCCUAUCCACUUAUUAAUGAGUUGUUUGUGAUUCAGACUAAGCUCAGAACUUGUUCGUCUGUCCAGAACCACCCUCUCCAAAUAUGCAUGACACGUGUGUUGGCAUGAUUAAACCCGAUGCAGGAAGCUUCAUUAUCAAUGGAAGUUGGAUAAAAUCAUGAGACACAGAGUAAGAGUGAGUGAGAAGUUUAUUAAAACUAUUUGGUGACUUUAAUUAUCUUUUUAUUUGGUCUCGUAGAUCCUUCCUUUAAGGGAACGGUCGUGACCGCAUUGCUCAAAAUUUACAAACAAAAUGGUGAAAUAAAUUGUAGGAUUUACUUUUUCAAAUCAAUCACAUUUUGCCUUUAGAUUAAAAAAAAAUGUACCAGUGGAUUUUUGUUUGUCUAGGUUUUCCUUUCUCUCAUUGCUGGUGGGCAAUGGAUUCUCAUUAGUUCAAGAAACCCGAUAUAGAGGAUCUGUACCAAGUCCCAUAGGAUUUUUCCAUCAUGUCUGUGGUAAUGUGAUGCGGUACAACCCACCUUUUUUUCUCAAAGUGGAUUAACCAGUUGUUUUUUGUUGGCUGCAUUCAUUGGGACUUGUUUUCUAAUUAUGGAGAUCUUGCCGCAUAUCUUUCUAUAAAAUCGGUUGUUAUCCACAAUGUUGGUCGUCAAGCCUUGGGCCAGCUGGCCUUUGUUGAGAUGGCCCCCUCAGAGUUCGAAGAAUGUGGCAUCUAAAGGUGAACUCGGAGAUGUGUUAACAAUGGCAGAUUCCUACACCGUGGACAGUAUCAAAAGAGAAUCUCUCAAGCACCUUGAUACCAGUCCAAUUAUUUCUCAGGGUUGGAUAUCUACAAGAAGUAAAGGAAAAUGAUAAGUUCUUGCUUUUAUAUGACAUAUGCAAUAAGUAAAAGGGAUAUUGUUGUCGUAGGUGUAAUCAUGGCAUAUAUUUCCAUCAUGUUAAAUAACAUUAGGAAAUGAUCUCUUUUCCUAAAUGGGUUUCUAGUUAUUUGAACGUGUGAUGGCUUUAUUUGUCAUUACAAUUUUCAAGAGAAUUUCAUAGACCUAAACACAACGUUUUUAGUAAAUUUCUUUGUUUGAUUCCAUUUGCACCUCAUGUAUGAAUGGUUCAUUGGGUUGGAUCUGCCAUUAUCGGAUGGCCAAAAUCUGUUCAGGGUUCGGGUUGAAACAAUGGCCUUUGUUAGAAGAAUUAUCUCAUACAAUCUUCUAUUAGCCAAUUCAAAGAAGUAUUCUUUGAGGACAUGCCAACAGUGAUAUUACUUUUACAGAAAAAAAGUGCGGAGUGAACAUAGUGACUCCCAUAAGGGUCUCAGUAGCCCUCAGGAGAAGCCAAAGGAUAUAAAAAUAAAACACAGUCGACUACUGAAGUAUUGUAGUCAAUCGAGAUGAUUGAAUGGAGCUUAUAGCAUACUAUGUAAGAUUGAAUAUUUUCACCAGAAGUCAACUAGUGAAAUACUUAAACUGAGGUCCUGAACUGUCAUUUUGAUCCUUUGUUCUGUCAUGGAUAUACUUGGGUUUUCCAUGGCUAUUAUAAUUGACCAGUCAGUCAAAAGUUGAACACCAGUCCUAAAUGUCUAUUGCUAUUCCGUUUUGAAUCUUUCCUUCUUAACUGGAAUUCACGAGGUGUCAGCUGAUUGAAAACAGAAUCAAAAUUAGCACAUACUCUGUGAGAUAAUCAGACGGAAUCAGCUAAUUUGAGAUGGAUUGGUCGAAGAUAUUAUCUAGGUACCAAAUAGGUGUUCAUCUUAACCCAAUUCAACCUACCUCGACAUCUGGCGCUAGUGGCUUUUUGGUAGCCUUUUUUCUGGCUGCAGUCACAACCUGGGAAUUGAUAUGCCUCAACAAAUUAUGGGCACAGGUUUGGGGUUAUCUGUUUUUCUGGCCGCUAGCUCCUUUUUCUUCAUUACCUUCAAUCGCCUGUCAAUUCUCAGUGUAAAUACACCCUUACUGAUUUGGUGAUCUGAGAUCAUUCUGCAAUGCUUGGCUAUGGCAUCAUCUGUGCACUUGAAUUUACUUAUAGAUAAACCUCUUGAAAAUGGUUGACUUUUUAGUUCAUUUUUAAAAUUUUAUUUACUCAUGUUUGCUCCCUUCCACUUUAUCCUCUAGCUUUUCUAUUUAUUUACUGUCUUCUCAUUUUGUUAUAUUUUCUUAACACCAGUACAGUAUUACUCCCUAGCCUCUUUCUUCAUUGACAAUGAAGGGAAGGAAAGAAUAACUGUGGCAUCAUCAUUUAACGUUGGCCCCUUAAGUUCCCCCCAAUUGUUCGUGAUGUUUGAUAAUUUCCGCUUAAAUGUGACAUACUUAUCAAUAAGUUAGCGGGAUAUUAUCCAAUUACUAUGUAUAAUGCUACACAUUUCAUUUUAAAAAGUUCAGCAUGGAUUAAUGAGAAUAUUUCUUGUAUUGUUUCUUUGUGAAUUGGCUGUGAGUUAUUUACUAUUUUCUCAUGUCAGUUUUUUUGAGAUUUUUGUGUUCUAUUCUGCUAGCCUGAUCUACUUCUAUGCUUGUUUGAGUGUUUGUCUUUCAUGCUUAUUAUUAUUAUUAUUAUUUUCCCCUCUAUUCAACAAGCGGAUGCAUUUGAAAGUGUGCCGUCUCAUUUUGGGUUUCAAUUCGUUUUUUCACUUCAGAUACUAUAUUAACUACAAGCUGAUGAAGAAGAAAGUAAAGCAAUAUUCUCAACAGAUAAAGGUUGGGGGACAAGAGCGUCGUCAUGUUUUAAAGGAGUUCUCCAGGAUUUUAGAUGAUCAGGUAUGUGAAUUCAAUGAGGAGUCCCUUUUAUGCUUGCAUUCCAUCCACAGAAGUGCGAUGAAAGGAAAAACUCAUGAAUGGUAUUACUCACCAUUGCUUAAUCGCACUUUAAGUCUUGACAGGGUAAUUUUUUUAGACUUAUGUUUGGUUGAAUUGACUUAGUAUUUCCGUCGUCAUUUCACUCCUGGGUCUUAUUCAAGUCUCCCGAGAAUAAUCAAGUAAUUUACCCUUAUAUAAUAGUUAGCUAGAUCUACUUUGGCAAUUCAAUCAUGGAUGCGUUUUCAAGCUCGCUUCAUUUCUGGGGACCACGACUCUGAAUGUCUAAUGCAUUUGACGCCCCCAAAUUAUGGACAGGCAACUGUAGAGAGAGAAGCCUUAUUCAAUGCUUCAUUCCUAGGGACAGAGCAGGUGUAACUUCACAGCAAACCUUCAUACCAUACUACUUGAUGUAGCUUCAUAGCAAACCUUCAUACCAUACUACUUGACUGUGUCGUUAGUUGAGAAAAGUCAGUUAGCCAACAGGCCAAUCGAAAACGUCUAUCACUGAUAGCAGCCGGGUGAGGGUUAUGGCCUCUUCUGUUUAGGAAUGCUGAAAUGUUUAUUCUUUAUCUUGCUGUUCUGAGUGAGCACUAUAGAUAAAUGAAAUUGUCCGUUGAAUCUUGAUCAGUAGGUCAUGCUGAAUCCUAAGGACUCACCUUGCAAUGAAACAUUGCUCUUUAAGAAACGUUUGGAAUAGUUUAGAUCAUUAAUUCAUUUGAUGAUUACCCGUGGGAUUGGGGCUUUAUAUACGAGUUUUCUCUAAUCUUUAUCUUGUAACAUAUAGUUGGUUGGAAGUUAUAUAGGUUCAAUUCAAGUGCAGAUUAUUAAAUUCAUAUUGCUUGGUAUUAUAUUUCUGGCAUCAAUAAACUAUUGUCAAAUAAGUGAAGAUUACUCUGUGGAUCGACAUAAGGACGAAAGCAAUAAGAUAGUUCUGGAGAGAUCUUAUGAACUGAAGCAGCGUGCCAACUAAUUAUGAAGAAUGUCACAUCACUCCCUGAGGCCACUUUAUUGUGGAGAGAUUUUAUUUGGCCAUAAAGGUGGUCGAUUUCCUUAAAGCUAGAUAAUAGGGCCAUAUCCUGGCUGAGAAUUUCUUGAAAUUUCAUUUUUUUUUAUUUUCCAAUGUGAAAAAACAAUUAACAGGAUAAGCAUUACCGUGAUGUUGAAAGCAGUUGUGGCUUUGAUUUUUGUUAGUAAAUGAAGUUGAUAUCAUGCCCCCUUUUUCGCUACAGAUUGAGAAAAUUGUUCUUUUUAUGCUGGAGCAACAAGGGAUUCUUGCAAGCAGGAUCAAAAAAUUAGGAGAGUACGGUGAAGUUCUGUUGGAGGAGCCUGAAAUAUCUAAGAUAUGUGAACUACGAGAAGCAUAUACAUCCGUUGGACAAGAUCUUCUGAAGCUACUAAAGUUUGUUGAUAUUAAUGCUACGGGUAUCCGCAAAAUUCUAAAGAAAUUUGAUAAAAGAUUCGGCUAUAGAUUUACUGAUUAUUAUAUGACAACCCGAGCAAAUCAUCCAUAUUCCCAGCUACAGCAAGUAUUCAAGCAUGUGGUAAUGUUUCUAACACCCUGCUCAUAUCCUGUAUCUUUCACAUCUUUUUUAGUAUUCAAAAGCUGAUUUUUGUUUUACUUUCCUCAUAUUGUGUCAUCUAAUCCUUACGUUUUCAACAGUCAUGAUAUGAAUAGCGCCCUGGCCCUAUUUCUUCACUUGCAUUUACAUGGUCUAAAUUUUCGAAUCCAUAUUUUUUAAUGCACUAUCUUAGUUCAUUUUGAAAUGUUCAGGGCAUAGGAGCUGUCGUAGGAGCAUUGUCUCGUAACCUAGCAGAUCUUCAGGAUCGUCAGGGAAGCUACCUAUCAAUUUAUGAUCAACCAUCUGUAGUUCUCAAGGUAACCUUUAAAUCAUCUUUUCUAUUCUAAGAUGGUACUAAUGUGUGAGAGAACAAAUAUACAUUUAUAACAUAUUUAUGGUUCCUCUACCCUCACAGUCACAUGUUGACUCAUGCAGUGAUAUAAUUCAUGCUCAUAUUACUGGCUUCUGAUUUUAUAUUGCAGGAUCCCAUAAUUGACUCCAUACAAGCGGCUGUGGAUAGGCUUACACACUCGACUAAUUUAAUUCAGUUUUUAGGACAGCAUGCCCUUAUUAUCCAAGAAGAGCUAGCAGUUACAGCUGAAGAACGCAUUGAUGACCAAAGAUACCAUUUUAUGUCUCUUCUUUUGAAUUUAGUGAACACUUUCCUCUACAUGGUCAACACUUACAUAAUUGUUCCGACAGCAGAUGACUAUGCAGUGAGCCUUGGAGCAGCAGCGACUGUCUGUGGUGUCAUUAUUGGGUCAAUGGCUGUUGCUCAAGUGUUCUCCUCAGUCUAUUUUAGUGCUUGGUCAAACAAGUCGUACUACAGGCCUCUUAUUUUCAGCAGCAUUGUUCUUUUUCUGGGCAAUAUCUUGUAUGCAUUAGCGUAUGAUUUGAAUUCUAUUGCGGUUCUUCUUGUUGGUCGUCUAUUAUGUGGGUAAGUUUACUUUUCCUCCAUUUCUUAAAAUGCAAAGUUUACUUUUGUUCUUCUUGGACGCUGCAUUUUCAGUAUAAAUGCUAUGAUAGUUCCACUGUUUUUUAUAUCCAACUGGUGUACGUUUUAUUUUCGCGCUUAACCAUUUUAUUAAUGCCUUGGUUUUGCUGCAAAAUUUUCAAGGCCUCGCCUAUGUAAUGUUGUUUCAUUUGAUGCUAGGUCAAAUUUUUAACAUGGGUUACAAUUUCUUUGAUCUUAUGUUGUAUUCUGUAAUAAUAUUACAAAAUAUAAUUGAAAGUUUUCCGAAUAUUUUUCAUCACUAUUUUUAAAUGUUUUGGUGCCUUUUGUAUUAAUAAUGCCAUCAAAUUGUUGUAACAUGGACUUAAAACAUUAAUUAUGUGAAAUUAAUAAGAAAAUGUGCAUUUAUUUGUAUUAAUAGAAUCCCCAAAUACAUUAUAUGAUAGUCACUUAUAUGAUAUGUCAGUUAACAUUUUUUAAUGAUUUUAAAAUUAUUUAAACUUAGGUCUUGUCUAGGUGAUUUCUAGUGCCUCAUCUUAUGGCCCAUGCGGUUAGGCAGUGAUCCACCACCCUGCUCACAUUUUUCAACUCAAAAAUCUUGUUUCCAGGUUUAGUUUUGGCAUUUUUUUUGAAAGCUGCAGACAUUACCGGUGGCACAUAUGGAAGCUUCAAUGUAAGCCUUUUAUUCGGGUCUGAGUCCCCCGGGGUCUUACUGCACCAAUGUUCCUGGAAUCAAAUCAUGAGCUAGCUUCCAAGUUUUUUACCUUGAGUAAUUUCCUUCCUAUACUGUGUAAGGAAUAAACGAUUUAUUAAAACCUAGUCGACAUUGUACAAAACAGAUGUGGCAUAUUUGUAUCUUAAAAUCGAACAUCAUUACGCUAAUGUUAAAAGGAGAGCAAUUGCUCUUGGGUGGUGCAAUAAGGAGCGCGAAAUUGGUCGUUAAGGCAAAUUAUGCCCGAGUGUUGAUUUAUUGUCAGGUACAGUAAAUGGUAUAGCCAUUUUGAAAUUAAAGAAAAAAUGUAUUUUGAUGAAAUGACCAUGAGAUUGGAAAGAUGAGACUAAAAACUCUUAGAUUGAAUCGCUGAAUUGACAACUGAAAAUUUCACAGAUAGUUUUUGAAUGAUAUAGUAUAUGCAAAGGUUUACAUGUAAUGAACUGAACAUCAGCAGCCCUAUCAUAAUAGAAAAGGGGAUGGAGUUAUGAGAGGAUAUAAUAUGUGGCCUGUCUCCGUGACAUUUGAUGUAGUUUGAUGGAGGUAUGUUGAGGAAUUCAUCGGAUAUUUGUCUAUACAGAUUGAUUUAAUGAAGAUUUUUUUUAUUAUAACUUAGCAGUGGAAAACUAAAGUGUAAUAUAUCUAGACAUGAGAGCAUAUGCCCGACCAAUAGGAGAUACAAAGUUGUUUGUUUGUUUGUUUAUCUGCUGUUACGAAAUGAUUGUUCUUCAUUAGUAUUUGGCUGUUGCAAUUUAAUAUCACUCAUUUUCCUUUGUCUGGAGGGGUCGAAAAUGUUGCAUAACAUUUGAAUCCCACAAAAUUCCCAAUUUUUCAUGGUAGUAUUUUUUUUUUUUCGAAUAACUCUCCACUCUGCACCAGUUUUAGGGUAUUUAUUUUCUCUCCCAGGAGUACAGAAUGACCAUAGUAGCCAUUCAUUACUGUUGAGAACAUGGGUAUAACGGGAAUUGAAGAAUGAAGAUCAGAAAUGGAUCGGAGGCACCCAAUAAUCCAUCAAUAGUUAGAAUAAGAGAUCAUUCCUCAGCAAAUUCAUAAUUGUACAUAACCUUUCUGAAGGGAUAGUAUCAUGACACAAAUGACUCUGCAAUGUCUGAGAAGAAUAAUUAUGAGUACAGGGGCAGAAAUGCCUUCGUUUCCAUUAGGGACUCAAUACCCCGAUGAAAACAUGAUUUUUUGUCUCUUUGCUAGAUUGGCCACUGGCUGGCCUUUUUCAGGCUCGAAAGAAAACUUUGGAGGUAUUUAUAAUUUGCAAUUUACCAUUGUCUUCUCCUAAACGCAAUCAGAGCCUCAUGAACAUUUACAACUCUGUUGAAGAGGCUUUGGACCCUCCCUUGAAUCUGUUCUUAAAUAAUAUUGGGCAAAAAGAUGUUGAAAGUCUAUGUCAUUCUCAAAGCUAAAUGCUCCUAAAGGAGCUGAUAUUGAAUCAGAUACCUGACGUUAUAGAAUGGUUACUGAUGUUGAAAGGAGCUGAAUUAAGGCGCAAAAUUAUGUGCUCCUAUCAAGGAGAGAAGUCAUCUAAUGGCAUCACAGGUGUCCCUCUGCAUAUUGUACAUAUGCCUGCUUUUUCUCUAGGACCUUACCCGUCAAGUAUUUUCCUCAGCCAAUGAAGACAUCAGAAUGUCAAACUGGAAUCCCUGCUUGCCUAACUUUAUGGAAUCAUCUUUUAUCAAACUUCAAAGACUGAAAGCCGUAUGCGUAAGUGUAGAUAUCUUUGCGAUAAUUUCUAUAGACUCCAAUGUAACUACAGUUCCCACAUCUUGGCAAUCUCCAGCAAGACCAACAAUCAGUUCCUUAAUUUCUAGGAAGGCGUAUUAGGGACUGAUCAUACAGUUAUACUGGUUUCCAACUGAGUAUCCAAGUGCUCAAUGAUCAUCCCUUCCUUUUCUUGUUUUUAGAUCCAUGCUCUAUUUAAUCUCCAGACUGUGAAGUCUCAUAAAGUAUUAUUUGUGAAUUUGAAACUUGAAAUGAUAUAUUUCAUUAUCAACAGUGCAGUUUUGUCUUUUGGGAUAUUCCACCUUCUGCCCAAUCUGAUUAGUAUAAUCAGCAACGAAGCAUACAAUAAUGCUAAUUAAGUUUCUUUUUAAAUUUAUAUUGAUUCAAAAAUAGUAGCAGAUCUAUGUUUCGGCAUAUUAAUCACCCCCAACAUACCUGAGUUGCAUCUCUUCACAUGUACUAUUCAUCUCAGGGAUUUUUUGUCUUUGGUGGCUGAAUGUGAUGGUCGAUUAGUAGGUUUGAAAUGCGAAAUCCUGUUCUAUGGGUCGUAGGGUUGUGUUAUUCUAGGUUGUCCUCUGUAGUGUGUCGAUAUAGUACUUAUCUCUACUCUGGAUAUUGCCAACUGUAUCCAUGAUUUUAGAUGCAAUCCAUGGCGUGUGAUUAUGUUCCAUAAAUUUGUAGAGUGUGCAAAGGGAAAUAGAAGUCUUGAUAUAAUCAACACCUGAACUUUCAAUAAGGCACUACUCGCCAAAUGGUUCCAGCCUUUGGAAACAGAGGAUUAUGGGGAGAACUCAUAUAGCAGAAGUAAUGUAGAAGAGUCAUAUGAUGGGACCUUAAUCUUAAAAUUUCUACUAAUAUCUCUUGAGUGUGGAAAGAUAUUCCACAGGCUACAGACAUUGUAAUGUACGGAUAUUUGUCUUUGAAAUGGCCAGAUACUGUUUUGGAAGGACUGGUGUUAUGAAACUACAUCAUUCUAAAAUGAUUUCAGAGUAGCAGAAAAUCUGCUCUUAACUGUUGUUGAGCCUUUUAAUGUACACGAGAGAGGAUUGGUGUCUAGGAUUUAGAGGGAAUAUUUCUCAUGAAGUGGCAAAAUAGUUCGUACCUCUUGUUGCUUUACUUGCUGGACCAUCGCUGCAUAGGUCAGAAGUAGAUUAGGAAGAAGGCCAUUUGACUCAGCGUAUCUCACUAUUAAUGAUGGGGCUAUCAAACACCAUGAUAAUCAUCUAGUUCAGAGAGUUUCUUUCCCUUUGAAAGUGAAACUCUUGUUGUGGUGUCUAACCUAGGUGCUUCUUGCUUGUGAUUGAGUAGCCACCUAUUUAGACAAGGGGAGCACUUUCUGCUGUCUGCGUGGGAGAUGAAGAGGAAGACAUGGUUCACCAGUUCUUUAGGUGCUCCUUCAUAGGGUAUAUUAGACAAAAGAUGUUCAUCACAAUAACCACUAAGAGCUGGUUCCUGGAGCUAUGAAAGUGGUAUUGCGAUGAGGAGAGCAGAGCUGGAGUAUUGAGGGGAUUUUAUUGUGUAAUGGCUCAUAUUUUCUGUGGCUUCAUAAUGUCAGUUAAGAGUAACCGCAUUGUAGCCAUAUCAGCAGCUUGGUGGAUCUUUUCUAUCUUUGCUAAUGUGCAAGAGUGGCCAGGAGUUGCUUGGUGGAGUCAUCCAUUUUGAGAAAACGAAAUUGUGACAGUUGUAUGUAGGGUCCUCUUCUGCACUUCGUGGUGUUAUGUUAGAUCGUUUUUUCUUCUUUUGGGAGCUAAAUCUUAUGCGGUGUAUGGUUUUUCUUCCUUUACUGUUAACGAUCACUUGCCAUUAUUAAUUUUCAAGAAAAAAUAAAAAAACUAUUGUGAAUUCUAUGGCGAAUUUAUGCGGUAGUCUUCAGCAAGGCGAAUUCUAUGGAUUUUUUAAUUUUUGUUAUGACUAUGUUGACUUCUUGCAAAAAAAAUCCCUUAACUCAGAAUCCUCGUAAAUAUUGCUUCUAAAUAUGAUCAUCGUAAUAUCCCUUUCUGAUAUAACGUCUUUCUGGGUUUACAGUUUAGGAUCUGCAAGAGCUGUUAACAGGCGGUACAUUAGUGAUUGUGUUCCCCUUAAAAUACGCAUGCAAGCUUCAGCAGGUUUUGUUAGUGCAAGUGCACUCGGAAUGGCUUGUGGUCCUGCUCUCGCUGGGUUGCUUCAAACUAAUUUCAAGAUUUAUUCUUUGACAUUUAAUCAAGCCACCCUACCAGGAUGGCUUAUGGCCAUUGCAUGGCUCAUUUAUUUAGUUUGGUUGUGGAUUUCAUUUAAGGAGCCCAUCCGUGAGACUGAUGAUAACCACACCCAGAAUGAACAUUUUUCAGGUAAGGGGUUUUUCACCCUUAAAAGUUCUGUAUCUUUAAGUAUAAUAUAUGGUAUGUUGGUUGAAAUGAUUUUUUUUGUGUUUCUUUUCUUUCCUAUGUUUUCGUGAUCUCCAACUCCGUGCAUUGGCUUUUGAAUGGAUCUCAUGAACAUUUGUGAAUCAGGACUAUUUGCUUUUAAAAAAAAUGCUUUUUCGUGUACGAUUUUCUUUUAUAAUGGAAUGAAUCCUUUUAGUUACUUGACUCCAUCUGUUGUUUCUAUUAAAAGGAUUUGGCAGAUGAUACUAAUGAACAUAUACAAAACCAGUGAAGAUUUUAAACUUAAAGAGGUUUAAAUAAGAGUUUCAAAAAACUCUGUGGCAUAUAUGUUUAUCAUUUAGCGAUUUUCAUUUCUAACUAAAAGUUUUGCAUCUGAAACAAAUUUAAUAGCGCAUAACACCCAUUCAAUUGAAUAACUGAGAAAAGCAAGAAGGAUUGAACGCGUUUUCUUUCUUAGAUCUGAAGUUUGGUCGUCUUGCAUUGAUUAUCUUGAAAAAAAUAAUCCUAUUUGGCGAUAGGAGAUCUUCGGGGUGUUUUCUGGAUAAGUGGUAUUAUAACAUAAAAUAUAAACCCUUUUGCAUUGUUGACUUUUAGGAUGUUCAACUGCAUUGGGAAUCAUCCUUGAAAACAGAGACUAAUCUAAACAGUUUUACAGUUAUGUGUGCAUAAAUGUUACAUCAUCAAUGCAUGCAUUUCUCUGUGUCCAAGGAUGUAGAGAGUUAUACUCCUUAGAAAAACCUAGAGGUAACCAUCGAGUGGCAAAUUGUUUUAAUGUUUUUUGGUAGAUUGGUGCUUUAAUUAGAAUACGAUAUGCUGUCAAUGGAUAGAAAUUGGUUAGUUACGGAAUUGUAUAUCUAUGCCACCAGGAGAUGUGGAAAGUGAGCAAGUAGAGAGCAGUCUUGUGCAGCCUUUACUUUUAACGUCAGAAGAGAAGCAAGAUGGCAUCAAUGAAGAGAGAGAUUAUGAAGACAGUGAAGAAACAUCUGAAGAUUCACGCGGACCUGCAACCUCGAUUCGAUCUGCGUAUAGACUACUCACACCAUCUGUGAAGGUUCAGUGCUUGUUCUAAAUUUCCUGUGUUCCUUAUUAGUAAAUUUAACUUUUAUGGAAAGUUCUGUGGAAUAAAUCAUAAUCAUGUUUCUUAUUGUGAUGAAGUUAAUUACAAACACUCGCUGUGAAAUUUAGUUUGUCCUUGGUUUUGUCUUGUGAAAUGUAUGUGUUGGAAGUUUUUUCCAGAAGUAUGCCACAGCGUAUUUAUCUCCAUGAAACUCUUAGCAUCUUCUUUUCUCAGUGUGGUUCUCUUUAUUGUAGGGUAUAGUUUUUGUACUGUUUGGACGCUGGAUAACCCAAUUUUCUCUUCUGCCAAAUGGACGAAAACACUAGUGAAAGCCACAUAACCCAAGAUUGUUUCCCCCUACAGACAAAACCAUAAAUUUAAUCCGUGGAUUAUCCUAUAUCAACUGUUGCCUUUUUGCCAGGACUGUCCUGGAAUGAUUAUUCUGCACAUUUUUAAAGAUUAACUGAUAUAUGUACGGUGAAGGGGAACUUGUCUCUUUUGUUGGCAGGAAUCAAUAUCUUGAGCACAGCCCAUUGUAAUGUUUACAUCUUUUUUUUCCACAGAAGAACGUAAGUUAAGUGCAUAUAAUAUUAGUUUGUACAUAGUCUUGCUACCGAAACUGCUUCUCAUCUUUUCCCAUUUUGUCUUUAUAUUCAUUGUCGGUAUGAGUUCGAUCCGAAAUAUUGUGAUUGCCUAAAAAGUCUUCACAACACGAUAUGUCUAUUGACUAGGACAUUUUAGUCUCCAGGGAUAAAAACGUAGAAAAGUCAAUAACAUUUUUUCAAUGAAUACAUGCUUGAAGUGACUUUCAUCUUUUUCUUAAGUGGGUAGAGGACCAUAUGUUUACUAAAAAAGAAAAUAGGAGAGGAAUGUACAUGUGUGUGUUAGUUUUGAUGUGUCAUACUGGUUGAAUUAUGAAUGCUGUAAGCUCUCAGAAAACAGUCAUCCGCUGUGCUCUACACCAAGGUUGUGGAGGCUAUACUAGUACCCACAGUACUGAAAGUAGCAAAUCCGUCACGCAUCUCUUUUAGAAAUGUCUCACCUUCCCUCUGACCGUGUCACAGAAACAAGUUAACUCUUAUUGACUUCUAUCACUGCAGUGACCCAGAAGGUCAAUUGGAGGAUACCGACCAAAUCUUACAGCCAACUUUCAGGAUCAAAUGAUUGUCAUCCUUAGAGUGACGUUGGAAAGCCACGUCUUCCCAGAAUUUAUCGAGUCAUUUCCCAUAAUGGUGCUGGUGACACAUGAAAUGGGCAUUCUUCUAAAUGCGCCCCCCCCCCGCCCCCCAACCACACACACACACGUCAAAUGGAAAUCAAUGGUGGCAGUGCACAUUUCUUCGCUUUUAAGGCACUCCAAAGAGUAUCAUACCAAUCCAAAAUUUCCUUCAAGCCACAAUAGAUUCAGAUACUGGCUCUUUGCUCCGCAAAAUAUUUUCAGACUUUGUCAAAUGAAGUUUUUUUCGAAUAUGUUCUCCCUGAAGGGAAUUUCUUGUGGGUACAAACUUAAAGCCUGUGCUGUGUAUUUGAAUAUAGAGGCAACGUCUUUGGCUAGAUUUGACAUCACUAAUGUAAAAGGUGUCUACCUUCAUUCUUCUUCAAGGGUCCUGGCUUUUGAUGAACUUAAUGUAAUUCCAAUAUUUUUGCUAAUUUAAUUUGACAGUAUUCGCAAAUAUUGUGUACAAGACAGAAAAUUUAUAGCGAAAAAAUUAUAUUUAAACUUCUAUUACAACUUUUUGGCAUUUUUACUUUUUAUUUUGGUUAAUCUAUCAUCAAUCUUUUGACUCCCUCAAGAAAAGAAAAAAAAAAGAAAAUUUAUGUUCAUUAGGUAUAUGAACAAAAUGCAGGUACAGUGUGUGCCAACUAUUGGUACAUGUCGUGGACAACAUCCUGUAGGGAGGAUUACUUCCUGUGGAAAUUCUCUCCAUAGGACGCUCUCUACUAUGCAAGUGGCUCUUAUUGAGGCUUGUUGAGACAACAGCAAUAGUUAAAGUAAUCAGAUGCUUCAAUUCUGAUUCAAAACAAAAGCAAAAGUACUGAGUCUGGAAGUCCUUGCCUUUGCCUCAUAUAUCUUUCAUCUCAUUCAAAAGUGUAAAUUCACGUUGAUGGUCUUUAGAUGGUACGGAUUAGCAUCUAGUUCAUUAGUUUCAUUGGGGAACAAUCUUUAUGAAAACGUUUAAGAAGUUGAUUGGAGGAAAGAUAUUUGCCCUUAAUCUCUUUGCAAACAAUAGCAUUAAAGAGGAUAACGAAUGAUGGUUCCCUCCUUUUAUUUGAAUAUUUGGUUCUAGACAUAUGUGUGUGCGUGUUCAUGCUUAUCAAGGUCAAAGAAACCCUCGUUUCCCUUAUAAUAUUCCACCAUAUUAGCAAAGCCUGCUUCUGAUCUUUGGUUGCCUUGUAUGUUUCCAGGUACAACUAUUGAUUUAUUUCAUGCUGAAAUAUGCUAUGGAGAUCUUGCUAUCAGAGUCGAGCGUCGUCACAUUGUACUACUUUGGUUGGACGACCAGUGCGGUGGCAAUUUUUCUCGCAUGCCUCGGGUUAACUGUUCUCCCAGUGAACGUCAUUGUUGGCAGCUACGUCAGCAACAUGUUCGAGGACAGGUGGGCAGAUGCAUGCACGCUGCAUGCUGGCAUUUCUUGCUAUGCGUUCGUUCGGUGCGUAGUUGAUUCACGUGGCUGACGGUCGGUGACAAUUUCCCUUUCAGGCAAAUUUUAUUGGCUUCCGAAAUUACGGUAUGUGCUGGUAUCCUCCUCAGCUUCCAUAUUACCAACCGAUACUCCGUGCCCCAGUAUGUGUCCUCUGCACUUAUCACGUUCGUUGCCGCAGAAGUUCUUGAAGGUAUAAUGAUAUCGAAGGUUCACAUCGAUACUGAGCAGUUCUUGAAGGUCAACACCUCUGACCCUUUUGCCUCGCCCCCACCUCGUCAAAUGCAGGCGUGAAUUUGUCGCUGCUCUCGCGGGUCAUGUCCUCUCGGCUGGCCCGGGGGACGUACAACGGGGGGCUUCUGUCGACCGAGGCUGGGACCAUCGCGCGGGUAGUUGCCGAUGGGACCAUCACGCUGGCGGGCUACUUGGGCGAGGGCAAGCUUCUCAAUGUGACCCUGCUUCCGUCCCUGUUCAUCUGCGUCGCAUCCAUCGUCGCCACCUGCUUGACGUACAACUCUAUGUACUGA
Molecule: messenger RNA, 14861 nt
Organism: Spirodela intermedia
Lineage: Eukaryota; Viridiplantae; Streptophyta; Magnoliopsida; Alismatales; Araceae
Source: the annotation of a GenBank genome assembly